AUGAUUAAAGAGAAAGCUCAAGAAUGUGCAAGUAAGCUCCAUAUUGAUAAUUUUUCUGGCAGUAAUGGGUGGUUGGAAGGAUUUAAGAAAAGAAACGAUAUCGGAAUCAAAAAUGUUUGUGGCGAGAGCAGUUCUGUGGACAAUAAAGAAUGUAAUAAGUGGAUUAAAAACGUUCCAGCUUUAUUGCACGAUUAUUCCCCCGAUGAUAUAUUCAACGCCGAUGAAGCGUGCUUAUUCUACAAGUGUCUACCGGAUAAAACAAUUACGUUCAAAGGUCAGCCUUGCCAUGGUGAGGAGCUCAAUGAUGAUGACAUAGUUGCUAUGUAUUCUUCUUUAGACACAGAAGAAGAAGAAAGAAGAAGAAGAAGAAGAAGCAGAAGACUGUUAAGAGACUCCAGUGAAAAUUUCAAAUCGUGA
This is a messenger RNA of Diorhabda sublineata, 417 nucleotides long. RefSeq names its product tigger transposable element-derived protein 6-like. The coding region runs from base 1 to 417 and encodes 138 amino acids. Gene Ontology annotation, molecular function: DNA binding. The transcript has 2 exons. Gene Ontology annotation, cellular component: nucleus. The record is from RefSeq and is a predicted model, not a curated record. Lineage: Eukaryota; Metazoa; Arthropoda; Insecta; Coleoptera; Chrysomelidae.